AUGGCUCCAAAUCUCAACCUCAUCGACGGGAAGGUGGACUAUUCCACGCCCGGUGCAGGUGGGUAUGAUAUUCCGAAUAUCGUGUUGAAUGACCCGAAGAACCGCAAGUUGAAGGUUCUCACUAUCGGCGCUGGGUUCUCCAGCAUCAUGAUGGCGCGGAGUAUUCAAAAGUUCUGUGAGAAUGUGGACCUGGUCAUAUACGACAAAAACCAUGACAUUGGAGGAACAUGGCUGGAGAAUCGUUAUCCUGGUGCCGCGUGCGACGUCCCAUCGGCAGCAUACACGUAUAACUGGGCGCUCUACCCUGACUGGCCCAGAUUCUUCAGUCGCUCCGCUGACAUCUGGGCGUACCUAGACAAAGUCUGCGAGGCGUUUGGCCUUCGAAAAUACAUGACCUUUAAUACUUUAGUGACACGCGCAGAGUGGUUGGAGGAUGAAGGCAAAUGGAAGAUAUCUUUGCGUCAGUCCGCACCAGACGGAUCAGUCCGAGAGUUCGAGGAGACAUGCGAUCUAUUCCUGUACGCAUCAGGGAUUCUCAACGAUUUCAAAUGGCCGGAUCUACCUGGUCUCAAGUCGUUCAAAGGUCGGGUUGUGCAUACCGCACGGUGGCCCAAGGAUUAUCAAGAAGAGGAGUGGAAGAACGACAGGGUUGCGGUCAUCGGCUCAGGGGCAUCGUCAAUACAGACCGUCCCAAAUAUGCAGCCGCACGUCAAUCAUAUGGAUAUCUUUGUUCGCACUGGUGUCUGGUUCGUUCAAUUCGCAGACAGCCACAGCCAAAACAAGAUAUACACCAAAGAGGAGCAGGAUAAUUUCCGAAGCAACCCGAAAAACAUGGUCGCCCACUCGAAAGACAUUGAGAAUCAAAUCAACGGCAUGUGGGGAACUUUCUACCACGAGUCGGAAGGACAGAAACUGGGGCAAGCGCUCUUCAGGGAGAGGAUGAAGGAGUUCAUCAAGGACGAAAGGUUGCUGCAAGGAUAUACACCAAAGUUCCAAGUCGGAUGCCGCAGAGUCACCCCCGGCGAUCCCUACAUGCUCGCAAUCCAGGAGAAGAACAUCGAUGUCCACUUCACGGCCGUGGAGAGAAUCACCGAAGAGGGCGUGGUCGGUGCCGAUGGAGAAGAGCGGAAGUGCGACACGAUAAUCUGCGCCACCGGUUUCGACGUAACCUAUCGUCCACGAUUCCCCAUCAUCGGCCGAAAUGGCGUCUCUCUGAACGACAAGUGGGCCAAGGUCCCCGAAUCCUACCUGGGGCUCGCGGUCUCCGACAUGCCGAACAUGGUGAUGUUCAUCGGACCCACAUGGCCCGUCGAGAACGGCAGUGUGGCAGGCCCGCUCCAGUACGUGGUGAACUACACUGUUGACGUCAUCCACAAGAUGCAGAACGAGAACAUCAAGAGCUGGGUCCCAAAGCAAGAGAUGAGCGACCUCUUCAAUGAGCACGCACAGGAAUGGAUCAAACACACCGUCUGGAAAGACUCCUGCCGCUCCUGGUACAAGAACAACGACACUGGCCGCGUCAACGCCAUCUGGCCUGGCUCCUCCCUGCACUACAUUGAGACCAUCUCGAAGCCCCGCUACGAGGACUUCGAGAUCAAAUACUACAACAAGAACCCCUGGGCGUUCCUGGGCAUGGGUUACUCCCUGCUCGACACGGUGCCCGGCUCCGACGUCUCGUAUUAUUUCAAGGAGGAGAAUAUCGACCCGGUGUGGGCGAAGGCGGUGGGGAUCAAUCUUAGUGGCUUGGAAGAAGCGGAAGCGGCGGAGAGCAGUGCGGAUGCCGCGACGACUGCGGGCGCUGGUAAGUGGUCUCUGGUUGUGUAG
Eremomyces bilateralis CBS 781.70 is the source of this 1824-nucleotide messenger RNA. Its product is annotated as FAD/NAD(P)-binding domain-containing protein. Lineage: Eukaryota; Fungi; Ascomycota; Dothideomycetes; Eremomycetales; Eremomycetaceae. The coding region runs from base 1 to 1824 and encodes 607 amino acids. The record is from RefSeq and is a predicted model, not a curated record. The transcript has 7 exons. Gene Ontology annotation, molecular function: flavin adenine dinucleotide binding; NADP binding; N,N-dimethylaniline monooxygenase activity.